AUGACGUGUGGGUCAGGGGAUCUUCUCACAUCUCCAGUUCCUUCUGCCAGAUUAGCAAAUCAGCCGUAUGUUGAAGGGGCCUGGUUCCUGGCCUGCGGUCACACCAACAUAUCCUGCAGGAUGGUGAAGGGGAAGAUGGUGGAGGUAGGGAAGUGGCCAUGGCAGGUGAGCAUCCUGUUCCUGGGCAUGUACAUUUGCAGCGGCUCUCUCAUCCAUCGCCAGUGGGUCCUCACAGCCGCGCACUGCUUAGAGAGAUCCAAGGACCCCACACAGUACUCCGUGAUGGUGGGAGUCCAGCACCUCCCAGAAAAUGGCACUCAGCUCCCGCUCACUCGCAUCGUGAUUCAUGAGGAUUACGACAAUCGCAUUUCCCAGGACAUUGCCCUCCUGAAGCUCAGGGACGCCAUCUUCUGGUCCCCCCUGGUCCAGCCCGUCUGCCUCCCCAACACCAGAUUCAAGCCACACAUCGGAAACAUGUGCUGGGUGAUCGGGUGGGGAAUGACAGGAAAAGGCUAACUCUGGCAGCUCCCUUGUCUGCCAAGUGAACAAGACCUGGAUCCAGAUGGGAGUUGUGAGCUGGAGCUUUAGCUGCAGCCGGCGCCAGUUCCCAGGCAUCUACACCAGUACCUCCUACUUCACCCACUGGAUCAGGACUCAGAUCGCUGACAUGAGGUUCCUCAGUAGGGCUGGCCCUGCCUUCCU
This is a messenger RNA of Propithecus coquereli (Coquerel's sifaka), 702 nucleotides long. RefSeq names its product protease, serine, 46 (gene PRSS46). The transcript is spliced from 4 exons. Lineage: Eukaryota; Metazoa; Chordata; Mammalia; Primates; Indriidae. Gene Ontology annotation, biological process: proteolysis. Bases 1 to 516 code for a protein of 171 amino acids. The record is from RefSeq and is a predicted model, not a curated record. Gene Ontology annotation, molecular function: serine-type endopeptidase activity.